UUCUCAUCACGGCACUUCCACUGGAGGGCCACACUUCUCUUUUGAGGACCAGUCCACCGUCCACUCCCAGAGUCCAAAACCCUACGAUCCGCGCCACCAUGCCGCGCCUCGCCGCCGCCGCCGCCGUCUCACGCCGCGCCGGCGAGGCCCUGCGCCGCGGCGCGUUUGGGGGACUGCGGCCUCUCUCCUCCCUGCAACCGUUAAACGCCGCCUCCAGCGACGAGGUGCUCGUUGAAGGAAAGACAAGUGCGCGCGCUGCCGUGCUCAACCGCCCUGGCUACCUCAACGCCCUCACCACCACCAUGGGAGCUAGGCUCAAUAAAUUUUAUCAAUCAUGGGAGGACAACCCAGACAUUGGCUUUGUCAUGAUGAAGGGCAGCGGCCGAGCAUUCUGUGCUGGUGGGGAUGUUGUUAGAUUACAUGAACUUAUCAGUGAAGGCAAGCUGGAGGAAUGUAAGGAUUUUUUCAAGACUUUGUACAUGUUCAUUUAUUUUCUGGGCACGUACUUGAAACCACAUGUUGCCAUUCUUGAUGGCAUUACUAUGGGUGGUGGUGGAGGUGUUUCCAUCCCUGGAACAUUCCGUGUUGCAACUGAUAGGACAGUCUUUGCAACUCCAGAAGUUCAUAUUGGAUUCCAUCCUGAUGCUGCAGCCUCCUUUUAUUUGUCGCAUCUAACUGGCCAUGUUGGGGAAUAUGUGGCCUUGACCGGUGAAAAGCUUAAUGGAACAGAUAUGAUUGCUCUUGGCCUUGCUACACACUAUUUCAUGAGUGGCCAUCUGGAUCUGAUCGAUGAACGACUUGCAAAGUUAGUAACUGAUGAUCCAUCAGUUAUUGAUUCGUCCCUUGCACAAUAUGGAGACAUGGUUUAUCCGGACAAAAAAAGCAUUGUUCAUAGGCUGGAGGUGAUUGAUAAAUGCUUCAGCCAUGACACAGUUGAAGAGAUUGUUGAUGCCUUGUGUUCUGGACUUCUGGUCAACUUGGUACGAUUUAAAACUAAGUUCCGGCAUAAUCAGGAAAGUGAAGCAGCCAGCUCAAAUGAAGAAUGGUGUAUCUUGGCGCUGAAACGAUUGAAAGAGGCCUCUCCGUUAGCUUUGAAGGUUUCACUGCGAUCGAUACGCGAGGGUAGAUAUCAGACACUUGAUGAGUGCCUUGUCCGUGAGUACCGCAUGUCCAUGAAUGGAAUCUCAAAGCAAUUUUCUCAUGAAUUCUGCGAGGGAGUCAGAGCACGACUAGUCGACAAGGACUUCACUCCUAAGUGGGAUCCUCCUGCCCUUGAGUAUGUUACGAAUGACAUGGUUGACGCAUACUUCGCACCUCUUGGCGAUUCGGAGCCUGAGUUGAAGCUGCCUAUAGAAUCGCGAGAGGCAUUUGUAUGAUCACAAAUCAUUCCAAGAACCGGAUCAUUGCAAGGACCGGACUGGGACCUGAUAAACGUGUUAUAAUCUGUGUAGCCAUUAUUUUUGGCAGCACAACCAGCCCGAUUGGACCAACUAUUCACGUGCCGUAUACUCAUUCAGACUAUCUUCGCUAGCUUACCUAUACAUAUAUUCAAACUAUACUUUAGAAACAGUGCAAUGUACUAUGCAAAACGGUGCAACAGUGUUUUGGUUGACCAUAUGGGUGUAACGUACAGUAGUUCAUCUAUAAGGUCACCAAAAACACCGUUUUUAUACUGUAUAUUGUACUGUCUGUAGAGUAUAGUUUGAAUAUCGGUAUAAGUACGAGUAAGCUACCAGAGAUGAGGUUUUCUGCGGUGUGAAACUCAGCAUAUCAUCUGCUGAUUUGUUCACAUGAAUGGAAACGACCAGUGGAGUACGCGAAUCAUUUCUGAUUUGGAGUCUGUUCUUCACGAGGGAAACCCCGUCUACAAUUCUCUGGCUCUGUAUUCCACUGCCACUCACUUGUCAGCAAUAGCAGGCUGUUGCAGAUGUUUUUCCU
Molecule: messenger RNA, 1938 nt
Organism: Zea mays
Lineage: Eukaryota; Viridiplantae; Streptophyta; Magnoliopsida; Poales; Poaceae
Exons: 14
Coding region: 99-1376 (425 amino acids)
Biological process (GO): L-valine catabolic process
Molecular function (GO): 3-hydroxyisobutyryl-CoA hydrolase activity
Source: RefSeq, a predicted model, not a curated record